UGGUUGGGAAUUCACAAAAAAAUACGUCAGGCACGCAGGAAGAUUAAACGCGCGUCUGCGAACCGGAGAGCGCUCGUCGUCUACAAAGUUCUCGCAGUCGGUCAGUUGUGUCGGGCUGUUGUCGAGUGGCAAACGUCUCGUUGUGUCAUCUUUAUUUUAAAACUACUGAAAUACACAAAGAUGGCGGCUCUACUUUUCGAUACGUGCUGUGGGUGCAUCGAGCUGAGGACGGGGUGUCUGAUCAUCGGAUAUCUUAAUCUGGUGUUCAGUGCCAUCGCCGUGAUCAUGACGCUGAUUCUCGGUGUGAUGGUCGGCGUGGCAGUGAACGACAAGGACGUCCAGCAGGCGCUACGUGAGCAGGGUCACUUCCCGACGGAGGCCGCCGCCGCCGUCUCCGUGAUCGCCAUCAUCUUCGUCGUGCUAAUACUGCUGUUCCUGAUCUUCAACAUUGUGUUCCUGGUCGGAGUUCACCAGAACAAGCGCGGCCACGUGAAGGCGUACCUGAUCUUCCACGUGAUCUUCUUGAUCCUCUACACGAUCUCGUUCCUGGCUUCCUUCGCCAGCCCCCCCAUCAACGGAGGCGACGUCGCUUCCAAGCUGCUUUCCAUCCUUCUUUCAAUUUACUUCCUUCUGGUAAUAAGGAGCUACUAUUACAAGAUGGGUGACACCAGCCGCCAGCCCGCCAUCUACAACACUGCCUAAGCAGAUCUACUGAACAAACGUCAUUUUGUAUCUGAAUACCUCAAUGACGUCCCUAAUGUAUUCGAUUUUACAUUACCU
This is a messenger RNA of Ostrinia furnacalis (Asian corn borer), 780 nucleotides long. RefSeq lists its product as uncharacterized. NCBI's taxonomy places the organism in Eukaryota, Metazoa, Arthropoda, Insecta, Lepidoptera, Crambidae. Bases 181 to 702 code for a protein of 173 amino acids. The transcript is spliced from 5 exons. The record is from RefSeq and is a predicted model, not a curated record.